This is a messenger RNA of Xenia sp. Carnegie-2017, 2030 nucleotides long. RefSeq names its product general transcription factor IIH subunit 1-like. The transcript is spliced from 16 exons. Gene Ontology annotation, biological process: transcription by RNA polymerase I; transcription by RNA polymerase II; nucleotide-excision repair. The record is from RefSeq and is a predicted model, not a curated record. Lineage: Eukaryota; Metazoa; Cnidaria; Anthozoa; Malacalcyonacea; Xeniidae. The coding region runs from base 23 to 1654 and encodes 543 amino acids. Gene Ontology annotation, cellular component: transcription factor TFIIH holo complex; transcription factor TFIIH core complex.
AAGUAUCUCGCUUGAAUACAAAAUGGCGGCUGAAGAAAUACUUUUUAUGUCAGAAUAUGUGCGAUUUAAGAAAAAUAAUGGGAAGCUGAAGCUUCUUUCCGAUAAAAUAAUUUGGAUUGGAGAUGAAGCUGAAAAGCCUCGCUUGUGCUUUGCUUAUUCACAUAUCAAAGUACAGAGAAUAAGUCCUGAAGGGAGCUCUAAGAUACAACUUCAGACGGUCCUACAUGAUGGAAACUCAUACAGCUUUCAUUUUGUCAAUCCUUUGGGAAAUGAACGCAAAGAUCGCGACGAAGUAAAAGAUCUUUUGGCACAAUUAAUCCCUGCUCAUAGGAAUAAAGCAAAUAAGGAUUUAGAAGAAAAAACAAAACUACUGGAAGAAAAUCCUGAUCUUUAUCAACUCUAUAAAGACUUGGUUGUCAGUGAGAUUUUAACCGCGGAGGAAUUCUGGUCUAACAGGAGUAAUAAUAUGCAGACAUCAAGCGUCGAUGCAGCUGUCACAACUGCUCAAACCAUUGGUCUUUCUUCUGGAUUUUUGUCUGAAGUGAAACCUGAAAGCAGUGGUUGUAAUGAACUUCGAUAUAAUCUUGACGCAGAUACAAUUACGGCGAUUUUCAAAACUUAUCCAGCUGUCAAGAAGAAACACGUGGAAAACGUUCCAGGGCAGAUGAGCGAAAAGGAAUUUUGGACAAAGUUUUUUCAAUCACAUUUCUUUCACCGUGAUCGACAGAAGUCUUCGUCCGAUCUUUUCUUGGAAUGUGCAAAUCAUGAUGAGCAGGAAUUUCUUCAUCAAAAACUUUCUAAAUUUUACGAUCGUCUGUUGGAUAUAUCUGAAGAAUCUCCCAUUUCUGAUCACGGCUACGGUUUGACUGCACCUUUAGCAAAAGUGGAACAGAAAAAUCAAAGUGAUGAUUUAUUCCGACGUUUUAACCAUCAGAGUUCAAUGGUACUAAAGUCGACUAUAGAUUCAAGAUCUGAUAUAAUAAAUAAGCAGUCAAAGAAUAGUUAUACAAAUGAAGAACAUGACUCACCAUUAAAGAAGGCUCGACUUCGUGGGAUGGUAACUUAUGAAGACUUAGAGGACGAAGCCAUAACAAAAUCUUCGACGCUAAAGAUCAAGGACAAAAAUCAGUUUUGUCAAGGAAUUCCAAACGAAUCAUCGUUCGUAAAAGAGCAGGUCCCUCAAGACAGUUAUUCAUUCAUAAAUGGCAGUUAUAAUCAUCUUUCUUACGCAAUGAAAUGUUCAGUUGAUGUUGAAGAAUGGCAACCAGAUCUUACCGAGGUACUUAGCAGCGACAGUGCUUGCGAGGUUUUAACUGAGUUGUCUCCCGGUGGUAUUCUAAUGAGAGAUACAUCACAAGUUGUGAACAGUAUUGAGGAGAACACUUUUUUGACUGAACUUCGUCAACAUUACAAUGCAGUUUCAGAAUUAUUGCGUAACUUUUGGUCUUGUUUUCCUGUCACUUCGUCACUUUUGGAAGACAAGGUUGAGCGCAUGAACAAGAGUUUAGAAAAGUACAGAGAUCUAAAGCUUCGUGUAUUUAUCUCUUCACUGGAAAAUCAGAAGUGUGGUGAACAUCUCAUGAAUAUGGUUGACAUCGCCAUUGCAAAGUAUAAAAUAUUUCUUGAAAAAAAGGGAAAAACGAAACUGAAUUGAAUGACAACCUUGUCAUAAGUUCUUCACCUACUAUGAAUCAACACCAUCAGUACGCCCAUUAGUGAAACAGAAUGAUAAGUGAUUCCAAGGUAUAAAUAACGGUUAUCUGUAAAGAAGAAUUUGGGAACCAAAGAAUGUAAUUUGGGGUAAGGUCCAGUGGCGUGACCAGCAGCAAGUUUGUUGUUGCUAUGUAUGCAUUUCGGUUUUCAUUCACUGUAAAAACAAAAGAUUUCGAAAGAAUUAAUAAUGCUUAUGAUCUGAAAUUGACCCAUCACGAACAAACAUGCCGGCUGGUUGUGUCACAUCGUAUGGAAUGGUGGAAAAGUGAAACUCGAAAUAAAAAAAGCCAGAGUGUGAAAUACUCGGAAUCAGAAAA